Molecule: messenger RNA, 1878 nt
Organism: Apis dorsata (giant honeybee)
Lineage: Eukaryota; Metazoa; Arthropoda; Insecta; Hymenoptera; Apidae
Gene: spz6
Exons: 8
Coding region: 221-1420 (399 amino acids)
Biological process (GO): regulation of Toll signaling pathway; central nervous system formation; innate immune response
Cellular component (GO): extracellular region
Molecular function (GO): growth factor activity; Toll binding
Source: RefSeq, a predicted model, not a curated record
GAGCAUAUAUUGAAGCAUAAUGUGUCAUGGGACAGUUCAUGGAUGCCUCUUUGGUGAUGAGUAUAGAACCGAAGGCAGGUGGCUCUUUAUACUAUAGCAUGAGUUCAAUGUGUUCAGUUUUGCUAUGACCGUCGUCUGGUCACGAGACAUCUCAGAGGUAGAACUCCUAUUUUAAGUUCAACGCAUUUGGUUUCUGUGUCAAAGAAGAAAGGAUACUACAAUGAAAUUCCGAACAUUUGUUCUGAUACUUUUGUGCCUUACGUGUCAUGCAAAUGAACAUCCGGAUACGAAACAAACGAAAUCAAAUGACGUCGAUUCGACAACGGAAUCUAAUGAACCACCAGAAGGAUAUUACGCUUUUGUUAAAUCACCAAAUGCAGAACCGCCUAAAGUGAGACCACCACCUUACAUAGACAGCGAUAAAGAGUGCUAUGAUACCGGUAAACAGGGAAAAGGUUUCGUUUCUGUUCACAAUAUUUGUGGAGACCUUAAUAAGGGUUAUAUUCCACGGAAUCCUAUGAAUCAAUAUUUCAAUGGUUCGUCAUAUCCUUUUGCAUUAUUGAAAAAUCACACGCUGAAAUUUUUGAGCAAAGCAUUGCCCAUACUCAAGGCUGAUGAUUCAUUACCGAAAGUGGCCACAGUUCAUUCGUACUUCCAAAACUCUGUAGACACUGAUGAGAAACGAAGCAGAAGUAAACGAUCAUCCGAUUCAGAAAGCGCGUUAGACACUCUCAGAAAUGGUCGUAAAUUUUGCGAGAACGGUGGAGGAGUAGUUUGUAUGCUGUACAAGGCUAUACAAGGUGAGCCAUUGGCUACAUCAGCAGCUGAGCGUCGUGACGAGCCUUCUACUCCCGAGUAUCGUCAACGAACACCGCCACAAGAGAAACCAGAGUACACUGGCCCACCUACUCCUUGUCCAGCUAAAGUGGAAUACGCGACACCUGUGUUCGCCAAGAAUUAUCAAGGAGUUUGGCGUUACGUAGUUCAAAUACCUUACGAGGGUUAUUUCACACAGACUAUUGAAGUAACCAGAUGCAUGCAAUCAAGAUGUCAUUAUUUGGAUGGUGGAUGUCUAUCAUCACCAAGAUGGACUAGCUUGCUAGUAGCGGAAAUUUUCUAUCCCGAUACAUUCGUGGAAGAAAACCAAAACUCUAGAAUCAAUGGUCUAAGAGAUAUUGCAGGUUCACCACCACCUGUUCACGAUUUUCAAAAUUAUCAACAAUAUUUACAAAAGCGUGCUGGUGAAAACGAAGCUCGGAACAGUGGAUCACAGCAUCAUUGCGAUGGUGUUGAUGAAAUGGGUUGCUUCCAGGUGAGAUUGUAUUAUGACUGGUUCCUGGUACCAGGAAGCUGCAAGUGUUGGCGUCCCGAUUAUUUCAACCGCUAUGUCCGUCGAAGCGGAUCUAACGUUGAAUUGUGAUAGAAGCUUUGUGUCAGAUCGCAUGGAUGAGCAAAGGGACGCAUUCAUGAAACUUAAAUCGAUAAACAUAUCGGAAAUUUCAUUAAAAAUCUUGCUAUUUUGAUCGUCAGAUAAUAUCGAGUACAAUUAUUAAUAAUUCGUAAUAAUUCUAAUCAUUGAUUAUUGACGAUAAUAAUUUUAGUUACUGAAAACUAACAAAAUAUUAGAUCAUAUAUACAUUAUAUAUAUGAAGAAAUAUUUUUUAAUUCUAAUUAUAAUUCGAAUUAAUUUUUGAUUAAUCGAUAUCAAAGUGGAUGGAUAGGCGGGAUCGAUAUAUUAGCUUUAAUAUAAUUGUAUUAAAUUCGCAGCAUCGUGCAAGAUUUAAAGACUGAAAAGAAAUACCAUGAAUGAACACAAUAGAAUUUGUACUUUUAGAAAAAUUUGCAAUAUUUGUAAUAUUAAUGCGUGUUGUUAUUUAA